AUGACUGAGGAAGACUUCGACAAGCAACUUAGAAAGGCCUUUCAAGAGUUACAAUCCCAAAUACUUGAAAGUCGGGAGAAACAGAAGAAUGCAGACGUUACAAAAGCUGCGAUGAAACAAAACAUAAGAGUGGCAGAGAUUGUCAAGUCACAAUUGGAACAGCUUCCUAAAGAUGAGGAUCGUGCUGUUUAUAGAAUUGUUGGACGUGCUUUUUUGCAAGAGACAACGGCUUCAGGUUCGCUUUUUAGGUUUAAGAGAAACAACGUUGUGCUCGAAAAGUGGUUUAGGCCGCAAUUAGUCUUGCGUCAGUCUGCAAUUAAUCUUGUUUGUCCGCAAGAUCUUACAGGAACAUUGAGGACUGAUUUAGGUUACUUGUUCUUGGAAUAA
This is a messenger RNA of Meloidogyne enterolobii, 387 nucleotides long. NCBI's taxonomy places the organism in Eukaryota, Metazoa, Nematoda, Chromadorea, Rhabditida, Meloidogynidae. The record is from the annotation of a GenBank genome assembly.